CUAUACUGUGUGCGUUACUACUGUGUAUGUACAUCCUUUACAUACGUCCAUGUGCCGUCGAUAGUUAAGACAAGAUGCUUGAGCUGGAGAAGAUUGAGAAACUCCGAAAGAACCUUGUUUCAGGCAGUGAUAAUAAAAGUGUGGUCAUUGAAGCCAAUCACGUUGGGUUGCCAGAAUGCCGAGCCUUCGAUCAUGGCAUUCCCACCCAAUUGGCAGUUAGAGCUCCCCUGGGCUUCGGAGAAGUGAUGUAUGCCGAAUUUAUGGAUCGUCUGAACACU
Sphaeroforma arctica JP610 is the source of this 278-nucleotide messenger RNA. RefSeq lists its product as hypothetical. The transcript has 2 exons. The annotation marks the transcript as partial. The record is from RefSeq and is a predicted model, not a curated record. NCBI's taxonomy places the organism in Eukaryota, Ichthyosporea, Ichthyophonida.